Molecule: messenger RNA, 17622 nt
Organism: Volvox carteri f. nagariensis
Lineage: Eukaryota; Viridiplantae; Chlorophyta; Chlorophyceae; Chlamydomonadales; Volvocaceae
Exons: 15
Coding region: 1-17622 (5873 amino acids)
Source: RefSeq, a predicted model, not a curated record
AUGCCCACCGCCGCCGUCUGUCGCGACCUCUCGGCCUGCCAAGCCCAGGCCGCCUUGGCGGUCUGUGCAGGCCUCAGCGCGCCUCUCGUUUCCCUAGCUCCUGCAUAUGCGCCAGUUCACGCUACGACCAGCCCAUCUGACCCAAGCCUUGGCGUCUUCAGUCACCUGCACGGCGACGCGGCGUCGGGGACGGGCCUGGAUCAGCUCAGUGCGGCCCAGGACAUCCUCAGCAGUCCAGCUCUCCUGCCUGAAUGGCACGCCGCAACGGCCACCACAGCCGCCCAUGCAUCUCCGUCUUCUAAUUCCAAAAGAAACGCCCAGCGUGCCAUCCCUAAAGGAAAUGGGUCGUCCACAUCACAAUCUAUAUCGACGUCCGCUUCUGCGUCUCUUAACCGUAUCAGUGAGGUGGCGCUCAGCGUGUUGGUCAUGGCCGAGCUUGUACAGAUGCUGUCGGGUUCAGCCAGGCAGGCAAGUGGGGCCACCGGGUAUAUGCCUCGCGGAGGCGCCGAAGCGGUGCUAGGGCUAGGGCUGCGUAGGCCAGCCUCCCCCGGUGAUUACACCGCCGCGUUGGCAACAUCUCCACGGGGUCGUAGCCCCGCCAUGCUGACUGCUGAAGAGCUCCAUCAGGCGCUGGCCAGCUUCGACAUCACUCUUGAGGACGUGCGUCGGGCUGAAUCGGUGGGGGCCAUAUCACCAGAGCUGCUCAGGGGUUUCAGCCUGCGACCCACAUCGAGCACACCAAGCCCAAACCCCGCUGAUUCUCCUAGAAGCCCUGAUGCGAGGACAUCACGGCCGUCACCCGAGCUUGGGUCUCUCUAUUCAACUCCAGAGGCCCCAGCGCCUGGCCCCGUCGAAUCCCUGGUCAGGGCGUCCGUCAGUACUUCAUCCACAUUGGAUCCGGUGACUGCAAGGCCAGCUGCCGACACUGCGACGAGUUUGGAAGCGGGCAAAGGGGAUGUCUGGGAGCGCCUGGACCUCGGGCGUCCCGCGCCACAGGCGGCACAGCCGCCGCCGCAACAGCCUGAGUGGCCCUAUACGCCGGGGCAAGGCCCCUGGGCGCGAGUCACAGGCGCAUUGGAGGACGCUGCUGAGGUGGCGGCAAUAGCAGCCGGCGCCUUGGGGACUCACACGCGGCGGGCACUUGACGGAGUUCUGUACGGCGCCUUCGCCCGCCCUACACCGCGCGCUGCUCUAACAGAUGGUGGCGGUGGUGAGGGGUUUAGCGGAUCAGGAGCCGGAGGCAAUAGCAACGGUAAUGGGAGUGGCGGCGGGGCUGGGAAUGGCGGCCAUGGCGGGGGUAGCAGCGGAUCGAGUGGUGGCGGGGGAAACAAGGGCAGCAAUGGCGGCGAUGGCAGUGGUGGCGGUGCGGGUUGGUGGUGGAAUCCGCACCUUGCGCAUGUGCUACGUAUGCUGGCAGCCACGUGCUUGCUACUGCCACCCGACGGACAGCUCCGCUUGUUCAGCAACUUGUGUACCUCGCUGGAGCGAGUUGGAGGAGAUAGAGGCGCUACAGACGCGGCCCUUGAAGCUGGAGCCCCACGCGCUGGACGCAUGGAACGUAGGCGCUCCAGAGGGCUACGCGCAUCGCUUCGCCCGCUGCUUCGUCGCCGCUUGAAGGCUGUUCAGACGAACUAUACGGCGGCUGGCCAUGCACAGAGCGCCGAGCCGCUGUUUUUCCAACAGGAUGUCUUGGAGCAGCCAUCCAUGGACCGGGUUGCAAGGUCUGGAUGCCUGCUGCUCCAAAGUCCUAAGGUAAUUUUGGACAACAGCAGCAGCAGCAGCAACGACGACCCCAGUGCGCCGGCGUGGCCGUGCGUGCCCGACGGCCUGCUGAAGCAGCUUCCGCAAGCGACGGUGCCGGAGCUGACACCAUCGAACGCGCUGCUGGUGCGGCCGCAGCAACUGCCAGGGCAGGUGGCUACUGAGCACGAUGCAUGGCAGCAGGGCCAGCAGGGUGCGGAGCCGCAUGCAGGGAGUUCUGGAGCCGGCGACUCCAAGCACUCCGCUCCGGCCGCUGUGGAGUUGUUUGCCGGUGUUGUAGCGGCGUCUCUGGACCUCUGGACGCCGGCGACUGGCGUGGCCACGGCGGGCUCCUGCGCCAUGGCUAUGGCGGAAUCCGCUCGGGCGACGAACCAAGCGGAUGUGGCAUUUCCCCGGGUUGCGACGGAAGAGGAGACGGUAGCGACGGACAGCUUACUGCGAGAGUCUCCAGGGGGAGCGGGCGCCACGUGGACCCAGCCCACGUCCAGCUGGACCGAUGCGACCACAGACACAAUCCCAAGCAGGAGCUCAGCAGCCGCGGAUGACCCCAAGGGGGCGGACAAUGGCGCGCUAUGGAUGGCUGCGUACCCGCUGAAGCCCCGUCUCCUGCCGCAGCUGCAGCCACAGGCUACGCCAUGGCACCCGUGUGCUGACCCGUUGCAAGCAGCAGCUGGGCCACAGGUUGAGGAACCCCAGUCCCAGGCCACCGCGUUUCCGGGGCACGAUAAUCCUAGGUUAAGGCCUGAUGCGGCUAUGGACGGCGAGGACUCGACGCGGGACGAGGUUCCUUCUCCCUUCCGAGGCUGUAAGCCGCGCCCGCUGGUAUUCCAUCCCCGCCACCAUGGAUCCUCACGCCGCAAUGCUAUGGCAGCAACAGGGGCGACCAGAAGCGAGGGCGGCGAGCGUCCGAUCUCCCUGCGUCGGCUUCCGGCGCAAGAGCAGAGCUUGGCGCGGGCUGCGCCCCGCCCGCCCACGGUCACAUGUGGCGGCGCCACGCCAGAAGUGGCCCAAUCCUCAUCGUUUCUAGCAACUGCCUCGUCGGCGUGGCAAUUCAGGCCGUCACGAUCCACCUCUUCGUCCUCUGCAACGUCACAACGAACGCAGCACUCCCAGCUGUGCCAAGAGCAAGAACACGCGCAGUUGCGGCAGCAUCAGCAGCAGCAGCUAGGGCGCUCGACGCAGCAGGGAGUGUGGGGGGACGGACAGUUAUCGGGGGAGAGCAGCAUGCUGACACUGGUGCUGGAUUCUCGCAGGAGCACCUGCGAGAGCUUCGAUCUGCCUGCUGGCACCGUUGGCGCCAUGUCGCUGCUCCUCUCACAGUGCCAGGUCGCCGCUGGGGUACCGCCGCCGGGGUUUACGGUGCCGUUAUCCCCAGUUGCCGCUUUCCCUGUCGUCGACACCGCUGCCCCCGCCGCCGCGGCUUCAGUCCCAUUGGCUGCACUGGCUUGCGCGGCCGCCACAGCCACCUCCACAACGCCAUGUGCGUUGUUGUGCGACUGUGGCGACAACACCGAAAUACCCGACAAGUCUGCUGUGGGGUAUGGUGCUGCGGUUUCACUACGUGCCACCGUUUUGCCCCUCGCCGACAGCUCACAGGAUGGUUUAAAGUUGGCCGAGCCAGCGGAGGUAGAGGCGGCGGCCAAGCCGCAUCCCGACCUGAAGCGCCGUCGGCAUGAACGGCCGCCGGUGCUGAGCCCGUGCAGACAUGACAUCUGCCGCGACCAGGUCCUUUCCCCUCACGCCUCGUCCUCGGGCGGCGCUGCCGCCGCUGUUGCUCCAGCCGCAGCACCGGGCCCUUGCGGCGCAAUCACGAGCACCUUGGCCAAAACCCCCGCUACUGCAAAAACCGGAGACUCUGCACGCGCCAUCGCGGUGGCGGGCUACGUGCCAAGCAGGCUAGCAGCGGCAGUAGCGACAGGAAUAACAGCACCGGCAGGCGUGGACGGAGGUUCGUUUUCAUAUGGCAUUGUUAGGGACAACGGCCAUGAUGGUGGCGCCAGUGCAGCCUCCAGCCGGCAGAGCCCCAGCUCAGACCUCCCAGCUGACGAGUUGCACCUACCGGAUGUGUUGGAUCUUGCGGAGCUCUACCGAAGGAGCACCAGGGGUGGCGCAUUGUUGGGGCCCCCGCCGUCAACCUGCACUAUCACAGGCGCCACUGUGUUGGCUGGAGCCGCCGAUGCCUUUGUCGCGCUGGAGGCUCAAGCAUGGGAAGCAAGCGCCCAUGCGUCUGCCGCCGCUGCUGGUGUAGCGGAUGGCAACGUUGCCCCUGCUUGUCCUCAUAUUGCUGGUGUUGUCAGCCCGGUUGCACUGCGAGUCCCAGUCGCGGGUGCUGCUGCUACGGCAUGCCCUGUCAGGUCAGAGUGCCCGGAUGUGGCAACCUGCCUAGGGGUAUUCACUAGCCCAGCCGUGACCGCUGGCGGGGUAUGGCCGGUUUCACGGACCAGCAUGGACGCAGCUUCUGCGGUGAACCCCACCAGCCUGGCACCUGCCAGGCUAACUGAUCCGGCACGGGGAAGCCCAACUAGUCCAGCACCUGCCAGCCCAAUCAGCCCGGUACGGGCCUGCAUAACCAGCCAAGCACCUGACAGCCCAACCAGUCCAAGCACGGCGUACCUGCCUCCUGGGAACCUCGGAGAAGUCAGCCCCGUAUCAACCGCUAACACUCAUUUUGAAGUAGCCGCCACUGUCGCUACUACUAACAAGACCGAUGCGGCGGCGGCCGAGGCCCCGAACUGCGUCAUGGCGGUGGAUAUGGACAACUUGCCGGAGGCACACAUUCCUGACCCGGGGGAUCCCUUUCCAUGCCCACUAACUGAAGCUGGGGUCAGUCAGGCGGGCCCUAUGGCAGCAGUAGUGUGCACUCCCCUGGAGGAUUCUUUCACUUCUGGUCUCAGCCUUAUCAGCCAUACCAUAAAGUCCCAUGCAGAAGAGUGUGAGCCGGCGGCUGACAGUGCCCUCGCACUGGCUGCCGCCCUCGCCGCGCACUCCCCGCCAGGCCCCACCGACGCUUCAUUCUUGUCGAUGCAAAGGUCGCCCGCGUCUGGUACCGGGCCUGCGGGCAGCGACGGCAUGGCGCAGGACCCGGGUAACGACGAGAUACAGAGCGGGGGUGGUGGCGUGGAGCCUUCCCAGCUGCAGCUGCAGCAAGCGACAGAGGACAGUCUGGAUGGUUUGCCUGGCGUAACGGACAGCAGCCCGCUGCCGUCGCCGCUCCACUGCCAGUCCACAACAGUCAUCUGCCGCGACCUGUGGGCCAGCCCUUUCCACUGCGACGUCACGGUGACAACCAGCCAGCCGCAGGGUCCACGAGCCCACGGCAUCGACGGAGCAGGGGACGGUCAGCGUAGCGCCGUCAGGGUUGCUCACUCUGUGGGCGACCCCAGCCCAGAGCCGUUGCUCGGCAGCUACCGUAGCGUUCCGCAGCCUGCAGACCCCGGCACGAUUCCAGAGCCUGACGUGGGCUCUGCACGGCAACCAGCCGACAUGGAGAGCCAGUCAGCUGCUGCUGCCUCUAAAGAUGGGGCCCUGGAGGAGGCGAUGUCGGGUCUACCUGUCAUGGAAGCAUCCAGUGCGGGGAGUAGCAGCUCGAACUUGGCACAACCUAAUACUGCCGUCAUUGUGCAAAUGCCCGAGGGUGCGGCCAUGUCCCGCGUCGCCGUCCAUAUCCCUUGCGCGGCCGUCCAUCCGCCAAGCGAGGCAUCAUGGAUAGAGGCUAAAGAUGUACCGUCCUUAGGCCGGCCUUGCGAUGCUACCACCGCCUCUGCGCUCCAGCUGGUUGAUGCCGAAGAACCUGCAGCCACGCAUCGGCGCGGCACUUGGCCGUCCUACGUGCCCACGACAGCGUCCUUCACCGCUGGGAGUCUCUGUGCAGCAGAAGCCACAGAGGCAGGUGCAACCGUGGCUUCAACUUUCACAGCAGGGAUUGCGGCUAUGGCGGUGGCGGAGAGACCUGCAAGCACUGCAGUCUGGGGCCACGGGGUCCUAACGCGCGCGUGGUCGUGUGAUGUCGAUGCAGGGCCCGCGCCGCUGGGCCUUGGCGGUAGGGGGCUCUCGACACGCAGGCGGCCUCUGCAGCACUUCAGUUCUCUUCAAGGUCUGCAGACGUCCAGCUGCUUGCGGCGUGGUGGAUCCUCCAGCGUCAGCGGGCAGGCGCUCGGCUCCGAGGCCCCCCAGCUGCAACUACGGCAGCACCAUCCCUCGUCCCCAGCGGCAUGCGACGCCUUGGACGAAGUGCUCAGCCAGCUGCCCCGGCUGGGUAUGGCCUUUGAGCCCGGAUCCGGGCAGGCAGCGACCGUCGCUGUUGAGCCAGCGGCAGUUGGCCCGCGUGCCGUAGGCAAGGGGGGCCCCUGGUCACCCACCCGGGUCGCGGCCGCGGGCACCCUUGCCACGGUACCCGCGCUAGCAGCGACAAUCUGGGCACGGCUCGCAUCGCCGGCGGCAUCCGCCGCUGGUGGGAUCUCAACUGCAGUUCCAGGAUCGGCAGCAGCGUCGGUGUCGUCCGCUGUAGCUCGCCGCGCCACGUUGGGCGGCGGCAGUACCCCCGGCGGCGGGGAGGCGCAAGGGAUUUGGCUGAGGACCGGCACCGCGCUGACCGCAACUGCAGCAGUCGCGCUGGUCGUCCUGCCGAUCGCGGUGACGGCAUUCUUUUCCAGUGGCCACUCAGCCGCUCCCGCUUCCCCACCUCGCCCGCCGCCUCCUCCAACUGACUCUGCGACGGCGAUGAUCCUCUUGUCCCACCCACAUCAUGUGUCUUCGAGUGAAUCCGACCCUAACACUGAUGGUGAUGUCGACGGCGAUAUCUUCUCCGGCGAUGUUGCCCUGAGCCCGCAGGCGCACGCAGAAUCCGCAAUCAGGAUGCCGCAGCGCGUCUCCCAGGUGCUCGCCGCGGCUUCGGCAAUGGCCGCUGGUGCGCGCGGCGCCGCCUGGCGCCAUUUGCGUACCGCCCAUCGUAACCUCUGGAGUGACCCCGGCGACUGCCCGACACUGCCCGCUAGCGGCCGACCCUCGCUGCAGCUGUUGUCGCGUCCGCCAGGAAGCCUCACCCAGUUCAGCCUCGCAGACCUGCUGCACGAUCAGGCGCCCGGCGAGUCUCUUCUCAUGGAGCGUCUCGGCAGUCCGUUCGCGGGGGAACAUCACUCACAGUUGCGGCUAGAAGACGACCUAGCGACAGCAGCCAUGAUGCUAGUGGACUACCGACCGCUGCACGCCGUGCCCGCAGAGGGCCCGGCUGCUGCUGUCACCACUCCCGCUGCCGACAGCAGCAGCAAUAUUGAUACCGACCAGUCCGCCACACGGCUGCUAUUGCAAGCGGAACCUCAUAAGUUUUUGCAUGAUGCGGACCCAGGCUUGCAGCAACUGCCAGUGCUUUUAACAUGUGCGUCACCUGUGGAUGCGGCGCCCUUACCCUCGUGCGAGGCCGCGAUUCCUGCAUCGGUGCCCGCAGCGUUCGGGGCUGCUGUAGGCAUGAGCGGUGGGGCAGUGGCGCCGAUGCCUCACAGCUGUCUCAGCGUGGAUGGGUCGCCUGCAGCGGUGACACUGACCGCGGGAAGUUUGCCGCCGCUUUCAGAGCGGCGUGGCGACGGGACGGACAAGCAUAGUGUAGUGGGCUCUGCUCCGGAACCAGAGGCUGAAAUAGAUGAGGGCCAGCCAUGCAGCUCGGGCUGGCUUGAAAGGAUGCUCAAAGGGGCCGGUAUUGGCCAAGGUCAGGUCCCAGCCAGUGCUGAUGUGACGUCAAUCGCUGGUGGCGGCAGGGAGGUCUUCAGCAGUAGCAGCAGCCCCUCUGAGGUUGCGCUGCGCUCUCUCGGGGUGCGCAUGUCGCGCGGGACUCGGUCAGCUGGUGGAGCGGCGCCUAUUGGCGGCAGCCUCACAGCAGCAGCGGCUGCGUUGUCAGCAGCAUCACCGACGGCGAUGGCGUCAGGAACACCUCGUAAAGCUAUGGUUGCAGUGGCAGCACCAGCCCCGUCAACCACAGGCUUGGCAGAGGUCCUUCACGAGCCGCCCAGUGACAUCCUGCGGCUUAUCACCAGCCCGCGCGCAGCUUGGAGUCAAGAGUGCCUUGCACCGGCCCAUGCGCACUCCUUCUCAGUCGAGUACGCGCGCGGCUCCCCGCCGCCAUCACCUGCUAAACGAAAUGGCACCGUCGCUGCCGCCAACGACACCACUACUGCCGGCCCUUUCACCGCUAUCAAUUCGGCGGAGAUCGCUGUCGGCAGCCCGUUAUCGCCUAGCGUCGUAGAUUUGGAGGAGCCUGUUGUGACAUCGCCGGAAGAGUGGAUUUUGCCAACUCGUGCUGUCCCUGGCAGCGACGGUUGCGACGACGUCGCUGCUGCGCCAUCAGCCGGAGGUUUGUCCAUUGAGUUCCUUCACAUCCAGCGUGGCGGCUACGAUGCAGAUUUCCUGGAACCAACACCUCGCCUUCACGUUGUUCCUUCCCUAGUUAGCGGCGUCAUUGCCUGCCCACCUGCCCGGCAGGAGGCGCCUCCGGUGUCUCCACGACAUCUUGGCGACAUCAGCGACACCCUUGCCGACGGCCAAGAGGUUACCAUGGAGAGUUGUGGCAGUGAGCGGCUACAAGUGACAGCUGAAGCUGCAAUGUCUGAUUGUCAUCCUGAUGCCACCCCUGUGGUGCUGCCUGUGGCCGUCAUUGGGUCCGCCGGGUUCGCACCCUCUGCCGCCCCCGCCACCGUUUCCGACCCGUUCACCGCAGAGAUCUUGGCGGGUACACAGAACGAUCGGUCCGAUCACUGUCCCGGCGAUGUUGGUCAGCCAGUGGAACUGAAACUCGCCCAGAUGGACCACGAUGGAGACGCGGCAGGAGGGUCCUCAACUUUGGAGCAGGUGGCUGUCCUGGACAGCACUCCUGAUGCGGACCCGGCAGUCCCCGGGGUAGCGUGCUCACCCUCGCCAGAAGCUGCCGUUCCGUUGGGUAUCAUAAGCGGGCCGGCCAAGGCUGCACAUGUGGACGCCGUCGCAAUGAUUGAUGUAGUGCCAGGUGACUUGGCUAUCCCGUUCGGUUCGUCGGACGUCGGAGACGCGGUUGCCGCUGCAUCCAUGAAGUCGGGCAGCAUCGUAGGAGCUGUACAAGGCGCCGGCAUUCCAGAUUCCGUUGCAGCAGAAGCAGCAGCCGCGACACGGGAGGUAUUGGAAGAGGUUGAGGAAGCCAUCGAAUGGGUCAUCGAGACAGCUCUAGGAGGAGUUGUGGAGGGAGCUGAAGUCCUGGAUACGCUUGUUGUCGCAGCUGAUGACCCGCCCGCCAAUGUUGUCCAGUGCGCCGCGUCGGCCGCCACGGCUGACAUGAGAGACACCUCCGGAGCUCAGGACGCAGCCGCAGCCCUGAUCAAGUCCACGGAUGACGUCCUAGAGAAUGAGACCUCCGCCGCUGCAACUAAGGAGAGCCCUACUGAUGCAGGAACGGCAGCAGUAGCAGCAGCAGCAGCGGUCGAUGAUGAAACCGGCGCCACCACAGCAAUCGCAGAGGCCAGGCCCGACACAUCCGGCAGCACCACAAUUCGGGUUAUUUCCGCUGUUGACGCAGACAGCCAUGCAACGUCCGCAUCCGCAGUAACAGCCACCCCGCUGGCCAAGUCAGCUGCCGCGGCGCAGGCCAUGACAACUGCCGUCACCGUGCAGGAUAACCCCCUUUAUCUGUCACCUCAGUCAGAGCCCACCUCACCACAGGAUGAUGAUGGUGCAGCUGCUGCUGCCGCGGGCACAGGCGCGGCCCCUGAGGCGCCUAGCUUUGCAGUUCGCAACGAGCUGUUCGAGGCAACCCGGGUCAAGUCCCCUGAGUCAACAGUGCCAGCAGAAACAGCUGCGACAGUGCAGAAGGUCGCGGAUGUCGAUGUUGCUGCCGUCACAAUAGGCAAGAUGGAGCCAGGAUGUGUGGAGGCGCUGGCUGCUGAUGCGGACGCCGGUGCAGAUCGCGACCGAGAAUCCUCCGGGGACAGGGACAUUGCCAGGCUGUCGUCUGACCCAGCAGCUGCCGAGACUGCGCAGGUAGUGCCAGAGGGCCCCGUUGAGCAUGUGGCCCCGUUGGUUACAUGUAGCCCGAGCAAAAUGACGCCUUAUGCUUCUCUGAAGGCAGAGGCUGUCGACCCCACAGCACCUGCAUCCGCUGCGCUGACACAAGCCGCCGCACACAAGGUUCAUGAUCAGGCGCCCAGCCCUGGCAUACCCGGCCAAACGGAGAACGGUUUUGGACCGUCCAAUAGGAGCAGCGCCUGCGGCAGUGGGGCACCCAUGGAGGACGCCGUCCAUGCGCAGAUUGAAAAUGAGGCCAUCGUCGACGGGCUCGGCCCUGGAGGGCCCUGCACUGGCCAACAAGCCGGUAUUGUGGAGGUCCCCCGCAUCGCAGCACCCGCCCGCGCAGCUGCUGGCUGUACCCAGGCUUCUAUACUUUUGAAAUCCGCUAGUGUCUCCUCCGCGGCGUUGUUGGCCACGACCGCCAUCGCGUGCGGUGUCGAAUUGGGUGACACCCUCAGUGUACCUGCGGCUGCUGAGGUAUUAUCCGCUGCCAAACCGGAGCCAGCACAAACCACAGGUGACACAGAGCGACCAUCAGGCAUAGCGGAGGGGGGCUGGACAACCGGCCCUAGAGCUGGCGCCAAAUUAGGACCGCCUGGCGUACUGGCGGCAGCACAGUACAACUCCGUGUGUGCAAGCUAUGCUGAGCCCUGCCGCUCUUCACCGCACGAGUCCGAAGGUCCAAAGGCCGAAGGCGUAUGUGCCGAAGGCCCGGGUUCCGCAGACGUGCCUGCUGAAGGCGCCCAAAUCGCCAGGAAAUCCAGCGCAGCCGCAACGGCACCAGAUGCAGUUGGUCUCACCAAUCGCUUAUCCGCCUCGGCAGAUGGAACCAACAGCGGCAGCCUGUGCACCAGCCAGCCUGCCGAUGCCGAUGUCGAUGCUAGUUUAUCGUGUGCGCCAACAGCGCACGAGCAGGCGCUGCUAGCCUUGGCCUCUACAGCCGCCGCUGCGGUGCAGACACCGUUGCUGACUAACGACGCUGAUUCUGGUGCCGACGCUGAUCUGCAUGCCAGCGGUAAUCUUGCCGUAAUGGAUGGUCGCUGCACUGGCGAGGCAAAGAAGUACGAGGCGCUGAAUGAGGAGGAAAACGCGGUUCGUCGUGACACCGCUGGAUUUGAUGACGCGGAUCCGGAUACGGACCUAGACACCAAUACGGUCGUUGAUUCCGGCUCUGAUGAUGACGGGGAGCUGUAUGUCGCCGAGUCAACGCCAUUGCGGUCGCUUACCGACGGGUCUGUAUUGAUGGUGGCGGCUGGCAGUGCACCGCCGGACUGGGCCGCAAGGGCGGAGGUAUUCUUGCUGCUCACGCCCGAGCAGGAGGCUCGCGGUGACACGCAGGAAGGCGGAGGGGACUGGGAACACGACGCGGCGGGAGAUGGGGUUGCAACCGAUACGGAGGAUGAAGGUGAUGAAGAGGAGGAGGACGACAUGGACGAUGACGAGCCAGGAGACGACGGCGGCGACGGCCGUUCUGGCCUCACCACGGCGCAGCAGGGGCCGGCAUAUGUGGAGUUGCCGCAAAAGCGCUGUGUUGAGUCGGCUUCAUGGGCCCAGACUGCGGGUCUUCCGGACGCAUUCCCUACGGCCAGUGUGGAAGGCUCUAACCUGCAGGCGGAAAACCUAGCACGGUCUGAUCCGUCCCGCCACCUCGGUCCUCAAGGGAGUGCUGCGACCACUGCUGCGACCACUGUGGCGGCAGUGGCCGCGGUGGCCAUUCAGGGCAUCGCCGCCACCGCCGCCGCUGCCAAGCCGCUUUCCAGGAUCCCCAAACCUCCAGACAACUCGGGGAUUGCGAGCCGCACAUCUCGAGCUCACUCCCACCUACCCUCUGCCCCAACAUCUCUAGCCAACCCUCCAUCGAUCUCCCGCGUCCUUUUGUUUGACUUUGAGGCUUCCGGGCAAGGACAGGCCGCCACCUCCAACCCAGCAACAGGCCCCCGCAGCGGCGGUGCCGUUAGGCGUGACUCGCCCUAUGGCUUCCUACCGCUAUCAGCCACGCGAGGGCAAACCUCGUCGCGGCAGCAUGGCCCCAUUUCCAGCCGCGUCAGCUUCGCCGGGUCCACAGCGUCCUCGGUGGCCUCCCUGGGCAGUGGAUCAACCAGCAGCCGCUUGAGCGCCGUGUCAGCAUCCGCGCAGUCCAAGGCCGGGAGGACGGGAACCUUCAGCAGCGGCGCCUCGGGGUCUGCCGCGGCAGGGCUUGGCGCCAGUACCGGGAUUCACACCGAAGCCAGCGGCGCUGCUGCCCGGGGGACCGGCUUGCGGCCGCCAAUCGCACCAUCAAUAGGUCGAAUUGCCGGUGCUGGAAGCGGUGUAAGCAGCAAUGGUGCAGCAGCCAGCAGCACGAUCAGUACCACUAUCAACGACGCUGUCCCUGUGGCUGGCACAACGCGAGCCAAGGCGCUGGCGCGCAACUUUGAGCAGCGCACCACAGUGGUGGCAGCGCCACCGCCGCUACCGCCGGGCCGUGCCAUGACCAGCGCUGCAGUCGCCAUGCGCUCUCGCGCUGGCUCCGCCGCAGCUGCAGUCCUGACAGCCUCCCAGUCGGCACCCGCAGGCAACAAGGCUGUAUCCAUGCCGUCGCCAGAGGCCCAGGCGCAGACGGGUAAGACAGCAACACUGCGGACUCCAAUGCUGUGGCCCGGUUCGGCGCCCAUUCAGGCAAAGCAAGGGCCAGCACCGUCAUCAGGGCCACAGCCAGCGGCGCCGGCGGCGUCCGCAAUGUCCGCCACGCCAGCGGCAGCGGCAGCGACUGCUUCCAAGCAAGGACCAGGUGCAUCAGCCGGGGUCCGCAUGUCGGCGGUUAGUCCCGUGUUCCGGAGGGUGAUGCGCAACAGUAAUACUGGUGAAGACAGCGGCAGCGGGGAUGAGGGUUUCGGCUCUCCGCACCUGCCGCCACCACCACACUCGGCUCGUGAGGGGACGAGCGCCAGCGCCUUCGGUGCCGGCCGCUUGAUGAGGGGCACCUCACGCGCAUCCGCGACCCAUGUACCUGCCAGAGGCGAAGCUGAGAAUCACAGUACCGCUGCUGCCUCCGUCUCAGCGCCGCCAUCCGUUCGCACCAGCUGGACUGCUGCGCUUAGGAACGCGGCGCCGCCGUCACCGCUGUCAGUGGUGAAGCCAGCGUCUGAGGCCGCUGCAGUCCCCACAGGAAAAUCGGCGGCAUCUGUAAGGGUCCCGGAAACGGCAGCCCCUGAGGCAGCUGAUCUUGCGCCUGCAGAUGCCUCUGCACAUGAGGCUGAGUUGGAGGCCGCGUCUCCUGAGAGCGACACGCAGUCCGGUUCUGUGGAGCAGCUAGGAUCGGCGCGAAGCUCUCGGGGGUGCCCCCCAUGCUACCGCCCCGCCGCGCACUUCGUUCCCCGUACGGUUGCCUGCACUGCCGCGGCAGCGGGUGCCGCAGCCGCGGGUGCCGCAGCCGCUGCUGUGCCCGCCCUCCAAUACCAGCCCUCCGCAGCCACGAAGCGAAACCCGGAUGGCGUCGUCGCGCGUGUGGCAGCGGAGCUGGAGCGCCGGGUGUCAGAGCGGCACCUGCCGUCCCUUCCGCCGUCGUCUUUGCCGCGAGACUCCUUGAACUCGCCUCUCUCCUCCAUCGGCAGCGGCGGCGACUCUUCUCAGGUGACGGCGGCAGCCGGUACCCCCCUGCAUUCAAGCCAAUCCCGGCGGGUCCAGGACCUCAUCCGCUCACACGAUGUAGCGGCAGCCGCGAGCUCAGGGCCGCAGCCCCGCCUAUCACGUGUCAGCUUCUACGCUGAUACCGUUACAGGCGGCGCCAGCGAUGAGUCACCGCCCGAGUGCACCACUUCCACGCCUGGGCGCUGCGAUUCCACUGUUGACUCCGAAGAGGCCGCCCGUCUGCAGUCACCGGCGUCGGCAUCUGCAGCGGCAGGGGGCCCUGAACAACAGCCAGGAAAGCAGCUGCCACAGAAGCAGCUGCAAAGUCGACCGCGCCAUUGGACGCUGUCUGAGGAGGAGGAAGAGGAAGGGAGUCCGUCCACGCUGCCGCCGGUGAUGCAGCCUAUGGCAGGGACGCCGUGGGCGUCGCCGCCGCAGUGCCCGCAGCUGCCUUGCGCUGAAACGCCAGAGUCCCUCCCCGACUCGCUUCGGGAGCACCGAGGAGACCCUCAGGCGCCCUCUCCAUUGGUGGGCUUUGAAGCGGCGGAGUCGCCGUUGCCUCAGCCACGGCCAGUGACAGUGAUUUCGGAGCCAUCCGCGGAGGUGCCGGUGGCAUCUAGUUGCUCUGGCGCGCCACUGCCAACAGCGCAGGAGGCUGCUGGCCAGCACCAGGGAGGCAAGGAGGUUGGAAAGGACGCGGUAGCGCAGCAGCUGCAGCCGCCUCCCACCUCAUCGCGGGCGCUCGUCGAGAUGGAUGGGGCCCCGCAGGCUGGGCAGCAUGAAGCAGCGCUGCCCGCGCCGGUCAGGGAGCGGCCGGGUCAGGUAGGGCAACCGGCAGGGUUGGAACACAAAUCAGCAGAUGGGGGAGCUGAUACAGCAGGCAGCAAGCCCGAUGCAGUCGAAAGGGAGGGAGAUCUGGUUCUGGAGCUGCGGAGCGAGGAAGUAGCUGCAGUGACGGUGGUUGGGGAUGAGGCAUUGGCAGGAAUGGCGCACUCAGUGUGCCCAGCUGAUGAGAAGGGUAGCGAGCCAACUUUGGCACAGCCAGGCAUUGGGGAGGAGGAGGAGCAGAGCGAGGCUUCCUCGAGUAUUGGUGGUGCGGACUGGGAUCAGCUUAGCGAGGGUCAAGAGGAGGAGGAAGAAGAUGAGGAGGUUGAGGAGCUGGGCGCUGCGGAGGAUGUAGAUGUCUUAGGGCGCGGUGAGAUAGGAGAGGGCGCUGGCGACGGCGGUAGUGGCGGUGGUGGAAAGAACGCGGUAGCAAGCAACGCAAGUUGCGGGCGCAGAGGCGGAAGCGUGGGAUCUGCCACGGCCGCCGUUGCAGAUGAAGCUGCAGGUGCCUCCUCCGCUUCCCGCGGGUUAUGUGAAGGGACGUGCGGUGAGAUUGCGGGGUUGCUGGGUGCGAAUGAGGAUGACAAUGCGGGUGUGGAGGAUGGGGGCGCGGCGGUUAACGAUGACGAUGAAGCUGGCGACGACGAUGAUGAUGGCGACUACAGUGACGAUGACGAUGGUGAUGACGAAGACGUGGAUGUUGCUGCGCUGUCGGAGGCGCUGAGCCGCGGCAGGCUCGGUCAGGCCAGGACCUCCCAGUCGCUGCAUGGAAUAGACUUCACCGCUGUCACAGCCGCUGCUGGUGCUGUCGCCCGGCAGCUUUCCUCUCUGGGAGCAGAUUGCCCAAGCGCAGGUCAACCACGGGCUGGCACCGCGGGGCUAACAGGUUCCAGGGGUUCCACCACCGCUGCCUUCACCCGCUACCGAGAAAUCUCCUCGGCACGAGCGGCAGCCACGGCAACGGCGGCCCGCGCCGCGGUCAGUGGCACCGUUGAGGCCUUGCCUCCGUCCUCCUCCAAGCUCAAAGGCCUAUCUAAGGCGAUCAGGACGCUACUCAAGGGUGGCAAGAAGGGGAAGAAAGACAAGCAGCGUCAGCACGGCGGCGCCUCAUCGGUGGGCGACGGUGCCAGCAGUGCUUAUUCCUGUUAUGACGGUGCCAGCACAUUUACGGGGAUCUCGGAGGCGCUAUCCGCGCUGGAGGGCCUGGCGGCGCUUGAUGGAUUCAGCAUCGCUGCCACCAGUGACACUGGCGUGUCGCACGGGAGUGUGGCCACCGCACCGCCGGGCGGUGGCGGCAACGCUGCCAGUCUGGAGCGCAGGCGGCGGAAGAGCUUAUGGAAGCGCAUGAAACGGAAGUUGGGAAAGCUGAUGGGCCUUAUCCCGCGGUCGUGGGAGGCGGCGGAGCGGCAUCAGGCCGCAGCGGUGGCUCUGGAGGCAGCACUGGUGGAGGCGCGGAGUUUGACAGCCUUCGUCGGACGCAACGCUGCGCGCGCGGCCCAUGACCGUGAAGAGACCGCACUCCACGUCAGAAGUUACUAUCCUGCGGAAGGAUCUAAGCCGGAAAAUGUUCUUAUUACCGAGAUGUGCAACGCGCUUGGCGGCAUCCUGGCGCGGAGUUGCAGGCCGGACCAGCUCUUCCUGUGGCUGGAACCGCACGAUAUGGACGUCCAUGUACGCGGCAUGGCAGCGCUCGGCCUCUUCACCGCCUUGUCCGUUGAAAGCGUCACACAGCUGGCGGUGCAGCACUUCGACCUGGCCGCGCCAGCUGCGGCUGCGGCGGUGGCGGCCGCCGCACCGAGGCUAGCAGCGCUGCGCCUCGCUGGCUGCGCCCACCUGGAUUCCUUGCCAUCCGUAAUCACCUCCACCCACGUCACGCUGCGCCGACUUUCCUUGGAGGGGUGCGGCACCUGGCCUGAGCAGCUGGGGAAGGCUCUGGCGGCAUGUGCCGACUUGGAGCACCUCACGGUAAUGCUGCUGCCCAACGGCGGCGGCGACGGCAGCGGUGACGCUGCAGCGGUCCCACCCAUGAUACCAGUUUGCGAGGCGCUCACUCGCCUCACACAACUCCGAUCACUUUGUCUGGAGCUGCGGCUGCCUGCCUUCGAAGCCAAUGCUGACGGGUCAUAUGAUUUUGUGCCGUACGGUGAGAGUACGGUAGCCGCAGCCGCUGCACUGGCGCGAGGGUUUACCGCCCUGACGCGUCUGAGUCGUCUGGAGGUGGGCGACGGCGGGACGCAGCCGCAUCCAUCCUGGCGGCUGGAGCUACUCCACAACCUGGCGGGACUGCCGCGGCUGGAAGAGCUGACGUGGCGGCGGCUAGAGUGUGACCCCGAGGCCACUUUCGCACUGGCGUCGUCGUCAUCCCUCACUUCGUUGAGCGUGGAGAAGUUCCGUACUGUGGCGCCGCUGGCAGCCGUUGCGCUGGCGGCCGCCGCCUGCGCGACAGCGGAGGUGCAGGCGGAGAUGGCGACGCCUGCUGCGACCGCUACCGCCGCCGCGUCAGCUAAGCCGGGUGAACUGCCUUCGCCACGCGAGCUGGCGGCUGCCGCGGUUGCCGCGGUGGCGGCGGCAGCCAGCGCCGCAGAAGCAGGGCCUCCGAGGGUGGGAAGGCGCGCCGGCCCCGCUAACACCUCCCAACAGCAACAGCAACAGCUGAAGCUGCUACUGCUGCCUCUGCCACCACGGCUAUGCAACCUGCGUGUGCGCUACAGCGGGCUGUCCGGUAUGUCGCUGGCGGCCCUGGCGGCCCUGCAACUGCCCCCGUCCCUGACGUCCUUGGAGCUCCGAAACCCCAAGUUAGAGAUUGGCGACGGCGACGUCGACCAGCCCGCCGCGGCCAGGCUGCUUCCGGAGGCGGCACUGGCGCUGGGCAUGGGCCUCACUAAGCUCGCCGUCCAUUGUCCGGAUUUGCAGGUUUUAAGGAUAAUCAACGAGACGAGGCAACGCAACGCGCUUGCAGGUCCCGUGGGUUGGGCGGAAGCUGCUGGUGGCGGCGGCGGCCCAGCUGGCGGCGGCCACGCGCCGUGGUUGUCUAACCUGGGUAGGCUGCGGCAGCUUCGGCGGUUGAACUUGUGCGGGCUGAAGCUGGGCCGGAUAGACGCGGAGGCGUUGGCUCGGCAUGCAACAGCUCUGGAGGUGCCCAUUGAGUUCAUGACCCUGCGCUGCCUGAGGCGGUUGGGCGGACCUGGGACUGGAAUGCCGACACCUGCACAGUACGACCAGUCGGCUCUGGGGGUGUCGCUGCGCUGGCUGCACGAUGAAGGCAGUCCUGGUGACUGUUGGCGGGAGGCCAAUGCGCCGGGCGUAGCUGUGUUUGCGUGUAGUGAGAGUCUUCGACGGCUGCUAGGGUCGCCGCAGUUCUUGAGUCAGGCCGCUGAGAGUCAGAGCAGGCACAGCAGCAGCUGA